Nycticebus coucang (slow loris) is the source of this 3584-nucleotide messenger RNA. It is a transcript of the gene CREB5, whose product is annotated as cAMP responsive element binding protein 5. The record is from RefSeq and is a predicted model, not a curated record. Gene Ontology annotation, molecular function: DNA-binding transcription factor activity, RNA polymerase II-specific; cAMP response element binding. NCBI's taxonomy places the organism in Eukaryota, Metazoa, Chordata, Mammalia, Primates, Lorisidae. The transcript is spliced from 11 exons. Gene Ontology annotation, biological process: regulation of transcription by RNA polymerase II. Bases 115 to 1524 code for a protein of 469 amino acids.
GGGUGAUACAGAGUGGCCCAGGUGGAUGCUGAGCAUGCAGUGGGUUUGCAUUAUGGCUGAGAAACUUCGAGCUUAAAAAGUCCACUCUCUUUUAAUGUGAUCUAUGAGGACUCCAUGAUGAAUCUGGAGCAGGAGAGGCCAUUUGUCUGCAGUGCCCCAGGCUGCUCCCAGCGCUUCCCAACAGAGGAUCAUCUGAUGAUUCACAGGCACAAACACGAAAUGACUUUAAAGUUUCCCUCAAUAAAAACAGACAAUAUGUUAUCAGAUCAGACUCCAACCCCAACGAGAUUCCUGAAGAACUGCGAGGAAGUGGGGCUCUUCAGCGAGCUGGACUGCUCCCUGGAGCACGAGUUCAGGAAGGCGCAGGAGGAGGAGAGCAGCAAGCGGAAUAUCUCGAUGCAUAAUGCAGUUGGUGGGGCCCUGACAGGGCCUGGAGCUCACCAGCUUGGCAGUGCCCGGAUGCCCAACCACGACACCAGCGUUGUGAUUCAGCAGGCCAUGCCAUCACCACAGUCCAGCUCUGUCAUCACCCAGGCACCUUCCACCAACCGCCAGAUCGGGCCUGUCCCAGGCUCUCUAUCUUCUCUGCUACAACUCCACAACAGACAGAGACAGCCCAUGCCAGCCUCCAUGCCCGGGACCCUGCCCAACCCUACAAUGCCAGGAUCUUCUGCUGUCUUGAUGCCAAUGGAGAGACAAAUGUCUGUGAACUCCAGCAUCAUGGGGAUGCAAGGUCCAAACCUCAGUAACCCCUGUGCUUCUCCCCAAGUCCAGCCAAUGCACUCCGAAGCCAAAAUGAGGUUGAAGGCCGCAUUGACUCACCACCCUGCCGCCAUAUCAAAUGGGAAUAUAAACACCAUGGGACACAUGAUGGAAAUGAUGGGCUCCCGGCAGGACCAGACGCCACACCAUCAUAUGCACUCCCACCCACAUCAGCACCAGACACUGCCACCCCAUCACCCCUACCCACACCAGCAUCAGCACCCAGCACACCAUCCUCACCCUCAGUCCCAUCACCAGCAGAACCACCCACACCAUCACUCCCACUCCCACCUUCAUGCACACCCAGCACAUCACCAGACCUCGCCACAUCCGCCCCUGCACACCGGCAACCAAGCACAGCAGGUUUCACCAGCAACGCAACAGAUGCAGCCAACCCAGACUAUACAGCCACCCCAGCCCACAGGGGGGCGCCGGCGAAGGGUGGUGGAUGAGGACCCCGACGAAAGGCGACGGAAAUUUCUGGAACGCAACCGGGCAGCUGCCACCCGCUGCAGACAGAAGAGGAAGGUCUGGGUGAUGUCACUGGAAAAGAAAGCAGAAGAACUCACCCAGACAAACAUGCAGCUUCAGAAUGAAGUGUCUAUGUUGAAAAACGAGGUGGCCCAGCUGAAACAGUUGUUGUUAACACAUAAAGAUUGUCCGAUAACAGCCAUGCAGAAAGAAUCACAAGGAUAUCUAAGAUCUGCCUCUGAAGUCACUGCCAGCCUACCUGGGAACUUCUACAGUGCCUCCCCUGCCUAAUGUGAUGGGAGAUAACAACUUAGAUAGGUUCACCUGACAGCAUUUCCACCAGGUGAAUCGUUACCUAAAUGGAAGUGUCUACAUCUUAAUUGUUUCUCCUUGACACAUUUCUCAAUGAUGCCAGGACAAUAACAGUGAAAAUCCCAGCCAUGAAUGAAUGUACGAAUUUUAAAGCUCAUUGUUAGGUCAGAUGUUUUCCCUUCAUGCUCCCACUCAUGCCUCUCCUAGCCCACAUCAGUGUAUUCCAGUCAUCAUCUUAACCCAGCCUAUGGGAAACAGCAAACAGUGUGUAUAUUGUCAUGGUACACAUUAUAAUUAGGGUGACUUACUAGGUGCAAAUGCUCUUCAGAGCCUAUCUAGUAAACAAAACAAAAUGCAGAACUAUUCUGAUGGGGGGAAGGGGCGGUUCAAUGGUGAAUGUUCGGGUGGUUGUUGCCUAUUAGUUCAUUAAAUUUUAGUGUGUUAGUUGAGGUUGUCAUUAAAAUCAUAAACCAGCUGCGGUAAAAGACCAGCUUUUGGCUGGAGGAUUUCAGCAUCAGUAACUGCUAUAAAACUAGCCAUCCAGUUAGGAUAGAAUGUGCUUCUUUUGGUUUUAAGAAGAAAAAAAAAUCUAAGAAAAUAUAUGUAUGUAUGUGUGUAUACAGUCGAAUUCAAGGACCAAAGCAAAAUUUGAACAGGAAUCUAUUCAUUUAGAAUUUUAUAAGAUAUUUAUUAAUAAAUGUUAUUUUUAAACAUUCCAUUUGAACAGUAUUCUGUAGGAUCUACUUGUUUUUAAAGUAUUAGUUCAUAAUAAACUACUAUAGUCAUGUAUAUUUUAAUUGUUCAGGGUUUCAAAUGGCUAUUCUCCAUCACUUGGUGGAAAUGUUUCCUUAGAUCUCUGUGCAUAGAAUUUCAAGGAUUUUUAUUGCUCAGUGAGUUAUUUUUUAACCUACAUUUUGGACAGUUCUUUUUUUUUAACAUUUAUUUCUUUUUUAUAUUUUUUAAAGUAAACUCAUUUAAGAAGCAGGGUUCAGCUAAAGGGAAUCAGUAACGAUAACUGGAACAGCUUUUUGUUAAAGUGUAAAAACAACUUUAUCGCUGUCUCUCUCCAUCCUGCCCCAAUUUCCUAGAAUGCCUUACACUAUUCAGCUUCCUCAGUGCUUUUCUGUCCCUUCCCAAACAAUAUGCUGUAGCUUUAAGCCAUUCAAACUCCAUUAUGCGGUAUCACUGAGAAGGGAAAGGAAACAACCCAUUUAAAUUUGAGGGGGGAAAAAAGUGUGCCUAUGUGAACAGUAGCAAUUUAGAAUAUCUUUUCUGCUUUUGAAAUAAUUUAUAUUUUAAAAUUGCACUUUAGCUUUUUGAUCCCUUUCUCCUAUUCUCUUUCUAACCUCUCCCCCUGUGCUCAAGCUUGCCUUUGCUCUCCCUUUUACAAUGCCUCUAGGGCUCUGAGCUGCAUCAAUUACAGUACUUUACAGAAUGUUUGCACCGGUACCUUGGUAUGCGUUCCCUGGCAGUUGCAGCUGAGGCUUGGUUCUCACAUCAGCCAGGCGCAGCCUGCUACCAGGAUGCCAAGGGGAAGAGCCAGUACACUAUACAGUUUAUACUCUUUAUCCCCUUAUUCAUAGCAUGCUUUUUAAAAAAAAAAAAAAAGAAAGAAAGUUAUAUUAUGCAACAGACGUGAGGCAGCAGCUAAGCUACACUUAAGAGUUUUCUAUUUCAUCCUCCAAACCAAAGUGUCCUGAAUAAGCCCAGGAAACUUACUCUUUCAUGCAUCCUGGUGGGUGUCUGACUAUUGUCCUAGCCUUAGUCUCUUCAAGGCUGCUGAAAUGACAGUGGCCCUAUCAAUUUCAUUCCUAGGUCUCAAAAAUACAAUGUUGCCUUGUAACGUAAUUUAGGGACAGCACCUCUCUUUCAAAAUUAUAAUCUAAGGAAGUAUAAGACAACACAGGAGCAAUAAAAACAAUUAUAAUCUAAGGAAGUAUAGGACAACACAGGAGCAAUAAACUUAUAAGUAAAUUUCAGUACCAAAACAAAGCACGCAAAUAAAUUUAUAAAACAAAAAACAUAGCUCAUCAUGUGAA